Molecule: messenger RNA, 806 nt
Organism: Panicum hallii
Lineage: Eukaryota; Viridiplantae; Streptophyta; Magnoliopsida; Poales; Poaceae
Exons: 1
Coding region: 158-565 (135 amino acids)
Source: RefSeq, a predicted model, not a curated record
GCUCCCAAGUCCCAUCCGCCGCUCGAGGGCCUUUUGUCCACCACAAGCCACGCGAAUCGAGCUACCCCAGAGCCCGAAGCUUCCAUUCCGAUUUCCAGAGCGACCCCGAAGCACGCAGCGGGAGCCGAUCAGGCGAGCGGCGAACCGACCGACCGCAAUGGCGAUCGCCGAGGAGCUCUGCGAGGCCGAGGUGCUGUGGCCCGAGGCGCCCCACGACGACGACGACGACGGCGCCGCGCCGCCCGGCUGCAGCUCGUCGUCCGCGGCGCCAGCGCCGCGGUCCAGGACGCCGGCUCGGCGAGGAGUCCCCGAGGCGCCGCGACGAGAGGGCUCGCGGCCGGUGGACAUUCCUAGGCCCGCCGCGCGCUCGGCGGCCCUCCGGAGCGACGACGGCGGCGGCGGCUUCGGCCGGAGCGGCACGAUGGUGCCGCCGCACGUGCUGGUCUCGCGGCGGCGGUCGGAGGGGGCGGCGGCGUUCGCGCUGCGGUCGGGGCCGGGCCGGGCGCGCGAGCUCAGCCACCUGCGCCACUCCGUGCUGCGCAUGACCGGCUUCAUCGAAGGAUGACGAGGCUGACCCGUGCUUUGUUGUGUGUGCAUAUGCGAGCAAGACUAGUCACCGCCAUCGGGCAAUUGUCUUCGCAGUCGGCAACUCGGCAUCAUUGCCUAUUUUGUUCGUAUCCGUUUCCCAGUGGUCCAUGAUCACAUUGCAUCUCUAUUUGUUAAGAGGAAGCUCUGAAUUUGUUCCUUGAUUGUUCCAUCCAUGUGGGGAGAAGUUUCCAUUGCUAAUUGUCACGGGAUUUAAACCA